Coffea arabica (coffee) is the source of this 1558-nucleotide messenger RNA. NCBI's taxonomy places the organism in Eukaryota, Viridiplantae, Streptophyta, Magnoliopsida, Gentianales, Rubiaceae. The record is from RefSeq and is a predicted model, not a curated record.
AUUUCUGUACUAUUUGUCGUUGUUCCUUCCUUUCCCUUUCUUAAAUUUCUGGAAUUUCCCCCAUCUUUCAGUGGUCUACUCUCUACAAAGAGACACUUGGUCGGUCGGUCCAGGUUAACUACUGUUUGUUUGUUGUUUGAGAUCCUCGUUGGUUUUUUGGUUCACUGAUCCUCAGUCCCAUCAUUGAUCAUAUCCCCAUUUAAUUUAUUGUUCAGGUUCACCCAUCCGCCCACCAAUCUUCUUCAAUCCAUCAUUAUUAUUGAGACUGUACUACCUCAGCUCCACCUCCACUGUCUCCCGCAAUCUCACCACCAUUACAGAAAAUAAAAAAAACAACGCGAUCACCAUGGAUAUGUUAGUGUAAUAGUACUUCAAAACUCAGCUUGAUAUUGGGCUCCAUAAGAAGGGUUGGUGGGAUUCUUGUGUUUCUUGUCUCAAUCAGUCUUUAAGCCCCCCAGGAGACUAUAUAUAUACAUAUUUGGUUUCCUUCUUGAUUCAGGAGUUUUUUGUUUUUAAAAUUUUUUUGGUUUAAAUGUGUGGGACUAGCAUAACUAAUAUUGUGGUAUCGAAGAGAUGAAGUAUGCGGACGCUGUGUGACGUGUGUGAGAGUGCUGCGGCCAUCCUUUUCUGUGCCGCCGAUGAGGCUGCUCUUUGCCGCUCCUGCGAUGAUAAGGUUCACAUGUGUAAUAAACUUGCUAGUAGGCACGUGAGAGUUGGGCUUGCUAAUCCUAGUGAUGUUCCUCAGUGUGACAUAUGUGAGAAUGCACCUGCAUUCUUUUACUGUGAGGUAGAUGGAAGUUCUCUCUGUUUGCAAUGUGAUAUGAUUGUUCAUGUUGGAGGUAAAAGAACACAUGCAAGAUAUCUCCUUUUGAGGCAGAGAGUUGAGUUUCCUGGAGAUAAGCCUGCCCGUUUAGAGGAGCCAGCUACGCAAACCCUAGAUCAAGGUGAAAACAUGAGGGAAUAUGGUCCGUCAUAUAAACUAGUGGUUGGAGAUAAACAUCAGAAUCACAAGGUCCCUUCUAUUCCGAUUUCAGAUGGCAGUACUGAUGGGCAUGCCCAGGUGGAAACUCAAAUGAUAGAUUUGAAUAUGAAGCCAAAUCGCCUACAUGGUCAAGCUUCAAAAAAUCAGGAAUUGUAGCUGUGGAAGAUCGUUUUUCUGCUGAGGAUGGGCUAAAGCAACUCAAGACCAUAUAAGCACAACGUCCAAGCUUAUUUCUACUGUUUUGCGUGCUUCUUACUUUUGUUUUUGUUUUCUUUUAAUUUCCUCCCUUGAUGACAUUCCUGGCUCUACUUUUGUCGAGAUCUGACUAUGUUCUUAGAAUCUUGAAAAAGAUUUGCGAAUGCCACUAAGGAAGUAGAUUAUAUCAGACUACAUAAUGGGUAGAUUAGUGAUUUUGUUAAAGAAGACAUGGCUUAUCAUCAAGUGUAAUUUGACAUUUGUAUCUUGUUUGCGGUUACAGAUAUGUUAGAGAGACAAAAGCACGAGAUACUUGUCUCAAGUUGCCUGCUGCUUUAGUGUAUUUUAGGGAAAUAAUCUCUUUGGGCAGUCUUUUAAGUU